UCCAACUAAACUACUGUAGCUAGCUAUCUCCAGUUCUACGUUCUUUCUAUUAAUAAAAUCUUCUUCUUCUUCUCUUUUUGGUUGAUUCCCACCAUUGAACCUCUCACGAAUUCGUCGUCGUAUCAUCAGAUUCUGCUCGAAUAGCUGAAUUUGUUUAAUCAGAUAGUGUUCCUCUUGAUCUAUCGCUACUAGAUUUGUUGUGCGUUUGUUUUCUUUGCUGAUAAUUUGCAAAUUCUCUGCUUAUGAUCUCGAGGUAGUAAUGUCUGUUCUUCUCUCCCUUAUUGUUCAUUUUUUAACUCGUUGCUUAUCGGAUCUGAUCCAUUUCGCUCUCUUUCUCUGAUCGUGAUCUCUCGAUUUUAUCCUGCUCGUAUCUCUCGAUUUUAUCCUGCUCUUAUUGGUGGAUUUUUGGUUUUGGAGGUUUAGAUUUCAUGUCGUAGGUUUUGGAUUUUAUUUUCUGGCAUCAUUACUUGGUGUUGUGAAUCCAAUUCCUCAGUUAAAUCUGCAUUGGCUGACAAAAGUUUUGCUUCAUUUUUUUUUUUGUUGGGUUUCAGGUAAUGGCCACAGAGCCUUUGCACCUGGUUUUUAUACUGCCGUGUUUUGGUAUUGGUGCAGUGUAAGAAAUUGAUUGUCAAAGGAAAAUAUUUGCUUUUUCUCUGAGGAGAGGGGACGAGUAAGAUGGCAAAGAUGAUAAACAAGACGCUUGUAUUAACUUAUAUCUACUUGCUGAUCUACAUUAUACUUUCUUCAGGAGUUAUACUGUACAAUAAGUGGGUUUUAUCCCCAAAAUACUUCAAUUUUCCACUUCCUAUAACGCUGACAAUGAUCCAUAUGGGGUUUGCUGGAUUCGUGGCUUUCCUUCUUAUUCGUGUCUUCAAGGUUGUAGCUCCGGUUAAAAUGACAUUUGAAAUAUAUGCAACCUGUGUGGUACCUAUAAGUGCAUUCUUUGCAUCAAGUCUCUGGUUUGGAAAUACUGCAUAUUUGCACAUUUCUGUUGCCUUCAUUCAGAUGCUGAAAGCUCUAAUGCCAGUAGCGACAUUUAUCAUGGCAGUUGUUUGUGGCACUGACAAACCAAGGUGUGAUGUGUUCUCGAACAUGUUGCUGGUCAGUGUUGGAGUUGUGAUAUCUUCUUAUGGGGAAAUUCAUUUCAACAUAGUUGGCACAGUCUAUCAGGUGACAGGCAUCUUUGCUGAAGCACUUAGACUGGUGCUAACUCAAGUUCUUCUCCAGAAGAAGGGUUUGACAUUGAACCCUAUUACCAGCUUGUAUUACAUAGCUCCCUGCAGUUUUGUUUUUCUGGCCUUACCUUGGUAUGUGUUAGAGAAACCCACAAUGGAAGUUUCACAGAUCCAAUUCAACUUCUGGAUAUUUUUCUCCAAUGCUCUAUGUGCUCUUGCCUUGAACUUCUCCAUAUUCUUAGUCAUUGGGAGAACAGGUGCAGUAACCAUCCGGGUGGCUGGUGUUCUCAAAGACUGGAUUCUUAUAGCCCUCUCAACCGUCAUUUUCCCCGAGUCCACAAUCACUGGGUUGAAUAUCACUGGAUACGCAAUAGCGCUAUGUGGUGUCGUCAUGUACAAUUACAUAAAAGUAAGGGAUGUGAAGGCGUCUCAACCAACAGCUGACAGUCUUCCAGAUCGAAUCAAUAAGGAGUACAAGAUGGAGAAGAAGUCUUCGGAUAAAUUCAAUCCUAACGACAGUGUGGAGAUCCCAAGAGUAGGAGGAGAGGUAAACGACGAGGAAGCCCCUUUGAUCACAUCCCGGUUGUCUCAUAUUGGUCGGACGCAGCUCGGAAAUCACGCUGCUUAAGAUGCCGGUAUAAACGUAUAAUAGACAUUUUGCUUCCCAAUUCGUUAUUUUGUUACUUAGAAGAAAAAAAUCUUUGAAACCAAACAAAGAAGUUGCAGCACCAUCUAGACCCGUGUCCUCGUGUGUCAGGUGAAAAAUUCCAAAUUUGUUAUGAGAUAGAAUAGCGGAGAUUAUUACCAAUGAUUAGCUGGAAAACUAAAAAGUCUCAAAUUCGUUUGUAGUGAAUUGACGUUAAAUUUAUAUAUUUGUGGUCUUAAUUUUUUCCAUCAUCAGCCGACCCUGGAUUCAAUUAUGUUCCGGCUUCUGAGCAGCAUCUC
Arabidopsis thaliana (thale cress) is the source of this 2120-nucleotide messenger RNA. Its product is annotated as Nucleotide-sugar transporter family protein. Gene Ontology annotation, cellular component: membrane. The coding region runs from base 676 to 1803 and encodes 375 amino acids. The transcript has 9 exons. Lineage: Eukaryota; Viridiplantae; Streptophyta; Magnoliopsida; Brassicales; Brassicaceae. The record is from RefSeq and is marked reviewed.